UGACACGAGAAAAAAAGUCUUAAAUAGCAUUAUUGUGUGAAUUAGAAUCAUAUUUUGAGACGAUUCGACUAUAUACAGCAAAUUUGCAAAGCACAGAUAACGAGAAAUUAGACUUUUAAUGUGCUGUUAGGCCCCUCCUCCUGUUAAAGCCCGCUGGCGCCGCCAUCUUGCUGAUGACGUCAGCGGUAGAACGAUUUCAGGCAGCUUUAGCAUUGAGCCCAAUGGAGGAGGAAACAUUUUCCAGCGAUUCUGGUUCAAGUUUGGAAUUUUCAAACAUAAUUGGCGAUCCAGAGGAAGUAUGUGCCAUACAGCCAUAUAGGUUUGAGCCAUAUUUGGAGGAAAAAGAUAUGGAAUCAGAAAGCAGCGACACAGACGAGACUGAGCCAAACUCCCAGGAUGACCACAGCAGACUGGGCAACACUGCAUGGUGUUCAUGUGAAUGCUGUGCAGUGAUGCCCACAGUAGAUGAGUGCGUUUGCUGUGGUGAACAGGAGCGAGUCAGGGAGAAGAUGGAGGGGGCUGGGGUCCAAUGUAUUACCCAGCACCCUGGAUUUCAGCCCGUGUGCCUGAACGUAGACGUCCUUCAGACAGCCUAUUAUGCCUACAGGCAAAAUUAUGAGGACCAGUCAGGAAACAACUGGAAACGUUACACGGCGUAUCGCCAGUUUGUGCGCUGGGUGUACGAGUUCCUGGGGCGGGGGAUCAGGGUUCCUCUACCAGCCUGUGUGGUCGCGCAGAUCAGGACAAGCUUCCCAUCACCGGAGUUUGUUGGAUACCAACCUUGUAAUCCUCCCUAA
Molecule: messenger RNA, 797 nt
Organism: Corythoichthys intestinalis (scribbled pipefish)
Lineage: Eukaryota; Metazoa; Chordata; Actinopteri; Syngnathiformes; Syngnathidae
Exons: 3
Coding region: 174-797 (207 amino acids)
Source: RefSeq, a predicted model, not a curated record